AUGGGUUAUUUAUGCCGACAAGAUUUUUUUUUAUUGCUGGUUACAUUUUCUUUCUUUCUUUCUUUCUUUCUUUCUUUCUUUCUUUCUAUCUAUUUAUCUAUCUAUCUAUCUAUCUAUCUAAAUUUGUAUUGCUGGUUAUAUUUUCUUUCUUUCUUUCUUUCUUUCUUUCUUUCUUUCUUUCUUUCUUUCUAUCUAUUUAUCUAUCUAUCUAUCUAUCUAUCUAUUGGUUUGUCACCAUGCCAUGUUUAUUCGUAUGUCCAUACUGCCUAUAUCUAUCUAUCUAUCUAUCUAUCUAUCUAUCUCAGUCGGUUGGUUAUCUAUCUAUCUAUCUAUCUAUCUAUCUAUCUAUCUAUCUAUCUAUCUAUUGUGAAACCUUUUUCCAAUUUCUUUUUUCCCAUAUCUAUCUAUCUAUCUAUCUAUCUAUCUAUGUCUGACUGCUCAUAUCUACCUGACUUAUACUGCUCAUAUCUAUCUAUCUAUCUAUCUAUCUAUCUAUCACAAUCUGUUCAUAUCUAUCUAUUCUCAGAUUCUAUCUAUCUAUCUAUCUAUCUAUAUAUCUAUCUAUCUCAAUCUGUUCAUAUCUAUCUAUCUAUCACUAUCUGUUCAUAUCUAUCUAUCUAUCUAUCUAUCUAUCUAUCUGAUUGGCUUAAUCCCUUACAGAGAUCCCCAGAGAAGAGUAAUAAGGAAUGA
Acanthosepion pharaonis is the source of this 690-nucleotide messenger RNA. The record is from the annotation of a GenBank genome assembly. Lineage: Eukaryota; Metazoa; Mollusca; Cephalopoda; Sepiida; Sepiidae.